UUAAUGGAGCGUUGUUUUUCUGAGAAAGAUUUGAAGUAUUUGGACGAUAAAAUGCCAGAAUUUCAUUUGCGCCGAACUGAGGAUAAACAAAAAAGGGAAUCACAUGGGGGACAGACAAUUGACAUUGAUUUGGAUGAGAAUCAAGGAACGAUUAGAGCAGUGAAGACUGAGGCUCAUUUACACAUACCUAUGACAUCUGGAAAUGUCAUCAAAAUCCCGUUGGCGGCAAUCCAAGAGCCAACACCUCCUUCCCACAAUAUUAACAUCAGCGAAGCAGUCUGCCAAACAGGAAUGUGGCGUUCUAUUGCUAGCGAAUCAAAAUCAUCCUUGCAAAAAAUUGGAAAAGAUGGAGAAGUGAGAGAUUCAAAGUCGCCAAAUCCAAAGAGAGAUCAGAGCUCUUCUGGUCCAAUUACUAAAUCUCCCUCUCCAAUGACUGCAACUGUCCAUUGUGAACGAAAAGAAACAGGCUCACCUCGACUUGCAACGCCUGAGGAAGACGAUGAUCAGGCAAUUACAAUCACUGUUGGGAAUGCUGCAGUAAAUGCAUCAAACAGUGAGCAGCAACCUUUACUCCAACAACGUGCAGGAAAGGGGAAAGACAAACAGCAACAUUUAAUGGGAUCUCCUGUUUAAAAUUAGCAUUUUCUAAACAUUUUAAUUUCUUUCUUCCUCAUUUUCCCUUUUCUUUCAAUUAUUCUCAUUUUUAACAAGCAAUAUUAAAAAUUCUGAAAUUUAUUAACAAAUUAAAAAGGUGAAGUUUAAUUGAAAAUACAAAUCAGAGUUUAGAUUUUAUAACGUAUUUUUCAGAGUUUUUUGUCUUUUCCGGAUAUGUUAUUUUCUUUUUAAUUCUAGAAAAUAUUUUAUUUUUUUAAUUUCGAAUUCAAUACUAAAAUAUUAUUUUCUGGAAUACCCUCUCUAAUUCCUUUUAAUUAAAUUUUAUUUUUGUAUUUUUUGGAUAUUUUUCUUUUUAAAUUUAAUUACGCAUUUUCACUCC
This is a messenger RNA of Meloidogyne enterolobii, 994 nucleotides long. NCBI's taxonomy places the organism in Eukaryota, Metazoa, Nematoda, Chromadorea, Rhabditida, Meloidogynidae. The record is from the annotation of a GenBank genome assembly.